CAAGCGCCAGCAACUGUAGUUUCCAUUCUUUUCCAGAAUCACUCCAAGAUCGCGGUCGGUCACUAUCUGUCAUCCUCAAGAACGUCUAGCAAGAGCACAACAAGGGCCGUUGAACCGCAAUGCCGAACGCAAUCUGCCAAGCAAGGCUGGCGGAGGAACGCAAACAAUGGAGAAAAGAUCACCCGUUUGGAUUUUGGGCGCGCCCUGAAAAGAAUGCCGAUAAUACGUUGAAUUUGAACAAGUGGUCCGUGGGAAUUCCAGGGAAACCUGAGACACCAUGGGCUGGAGGGACGUACCCACUCACAAUGACAUUCCCCGAUGAUUACCCCCAGAAACCCCCCAAGCUUCAGUUUCCUCCAAAGUUUUUCCAUCCCAACAUUUACCCUUCUGGCACAGUAUGUCUUUCGAUUUUGGAUGAAGAAAAGGACUGGAAGCCUUCGAUUACAAUAAAACAAAUCUUGCUUGGCGUGCAAGACUUGCUUGAUGAUCCAAACCUGGAGAGCCCAGCCCAACAGGACGCAUAUGUGAUGUUGAAAAGGGACAAAUCUGCGUAUGUCAAGAGGGUUAGGGCGCAGGCGCGGGAGUACGCUUCUAGGGAGUAACUUGGCAGGUUAGGUUAGGGUUAGGCACACUUUAAAGGCGGAGCUAUCAGCUACAACGUUGAGAGUAGAGCGGAGGCAAAAAUGCAAACGAUAAUGUAAAUAUGUUUAGUGCAGUGCGCUGGAUUGACAAUGAGAAACCCCCACUAUCGUAUCAAUCCCGCUUCUGAUUUUCGAAGCAAA
Messenger RNA from Spizellomyces punctatus DAOM BR117, 782 nucleotides. RefSeq names its product E2 SUMO-conjugating protein UBC9. Gene Ontology annotation, biological process: protein sumoylation. Gene Ontology annotation, cellular component: nucleus. The record is from RefSeq and is a predicted model, not a curated record. The transcript is spliced from 3 exons. Lineage: Eukaryota; Fungi; Chytridiomycota; Chytridiomycetes; Spizellomycetales; Spizellomycetaceae. Bases 120 to 602 code for a protein of 160 amino acids. Gene Ontology annotation, molecular function: SUMO conjugating enzyme activity.